CGGGGCGCUUAGCUUGCGUGGUUGAAGUUUCUGAUGCAUUGCCAGAGAAAUACCAACAGGCCGGGGAGGCUUCAGCCAGCGGUCUCCGACGACUCCAAUUGUCAUUUCCCAAUUUCCAGUCGACUGCAACACCAGCACAACGAAAGGGAAGGCAAAAAUGCUCAAGUCGUGGUUCGCUGCUGUGUGCUGCCUCGCAAUCAGCCUCACCGGCACCCCACUAGUUGCUGCGGACGAAUGGGACGCCCAGACCGAUGUCAUCAUCGAGAGUAUGGACGAAGACCAGCUCGUUGGCCAAAUGGUGCAAGUCGCAUUCUCGCGCUUUUUCAACAAGGACAAGACCUUCGACGAGGACAAGUUCCGUGCGUACGCCAAGCUCAAGAUCGGUUCGUACUUGAGUGGCCCGUGGCAAUCGGGUUCCUACAAUGGCAAGUACGCUUGGACCGCCCAGGAGUGGCGUGACGUGCUGUCACGCGCUCAGGAGAUCGUCAAGGAGGAGAACGAUGGUCACCCUUUCAUCUUCGGUAUUGACUCGCUUCACGGUGCCGGCUUCACGUCCGGUGCCGUCCUGUUCGGUCAGCCUAUCAACGGAGCCGCCACUUUCAACCCCGAUCUGGCCUACGAAAUGGGUCGCAUUGCUGGCCGCGACACACUCGCUGCUGGAACACCGUGGAUCUUCGGUCCUAUGCUCGAAAUCUCACAGAAUCCGCUGUGGCCGCGUGUGUACGAGACGUUCGGCGAAGACCCGGUGUUGGUGUCGGCCAUCUCGGAGUCCCUUAUUAAGGGUAUCCAGUCCAACAAUGGCUCUGCUGCGUGCAUGAAGCACUGGAUCGGGUACUCCAAGACCCCCACAGGUCACGACAAGGACCCCGUUACGCUGUCGGACUACGAUCUGCUCAACUACUUCCUGCCUCCGUUCAAGGCUGCGAUUGACGCCGGCGUCAUGUCUGCUAUGGAGAACUACAUCUCCGUCAACGGCAUCCCUACCAUUGCCAACACUAAGCUGAUGAACAAGCUGCUCCGCGAAGAUAUGGGCUUCGAAGGGAUGACUGUGUCGGACUUUGCCGAGAUCGAGCACCUCAACACGUGGCACCGCUUCGCUCGUACCAACGAGGAGGCCGCCACGCUGUCUAUCAAGCGUACGUCCAUCGAUAUGACGAUGGCUAGCAGCGACUACGGCUUCAUCAACGCCACCAAGGCGCUCAUCGCCCAGGACCCGUCCUACCUGAACCGUGUGAAGGAGUCCGCUCGUCGUGUGAUUAAGCUUAAGCUGCAGCUCGGUCUAUACGACAACGCCGUUCCCGGUGCUGAUCUGGUAGACCAGGUCGGCAGUGAUGAGGACAAGGCUGCUGCUCUGAACUCGGCUCGUGAGUCCAUCGUGUUGCUGCAGAACAACGACAGUGUCCUGCCGAUCCCGGAGACGGCCAAGGUGUUCUUGACCGGCCACUCGGCCGACAACGUCGGCUUCCAAUGCGGUGGCUGGUCACUGAGUCAGCAGGGAUACUCGGGCAACGACAUGUUCCCGAACGGCAUCAGUGUCAAGGACGGAUUCCAGGCGAUCUCGAACGAGACGUUGACGUACUUUAACGGUCUCAACUACACGGGUGUGUACAACGAGAGCGACUUGGCGCAGGCUAAGGAAUAUGCCAGCCAGGCCGCCUACACUAUUGCGGUUAUCGGCGAACACUCGUACACGGAGAAGACGUACGGAGAUAUCAACGACCUGGCCCUGCCGGCCGGUCAGAUCAAGUACGUGUCGGAGCUGGCGGCGACCGGCACUAAGGUGAUUGUCGUCCUUGUCGGCGGUCGUCCGCGUCUGCUCGGAGAGCUCCCGAGCAACGUGCACGCUGUGAUCAACGCCAUGUUGCCGUGCGAACUCGGUGGCCAAGCGAUUGCUGAGAUCAUUUACGGCCGCGUGAACCCGAGCGGCCGCAUGCCGAUCACAUACCCGAAGGACGCCGGCAACAUCCUGAUGCCGUACAACCACCUCGUGAGCACGCAGUGCGCAACUGGCUACUGCGAGAUGCAGUGGGAGUUCGGCCACGGUCUCAGUUACACGGACUUCACGUACUCGGACAUGACGCUGAGCCGCACGAACGUGACGUCGAUUACCGAGACGGUGGACGUAUCGGUGGUGGUGACGAACUCCGGCACAGUUGCCGGCAAGGAGACGGUGAUGCUGUUCCUGACGCAGCCGUUCCGCACCAUUUCGGUGCCGGAGGUGAAGCAGCUCAAGAAGUUCACCAAGGUGGACCUGAAGGCGGGCGAGUCGACCACUGUCAAGUUCACGCUGUCGGCGGACGACUGGAGCGUGUACUACCCGCAGAUCGGCAGCGGCUUGAAGAAGGUGGCGGAAGACGCGGACUACGUGGUCGCCAUCAAGCCCGAGACGGACUGCGACGUGUACAACGAGACAGCCGUAGCCAACCCGCUGUGCGCGACCUUCACGCUGCAGACGGGUGAGCACCCGUACGGCUCGUUCGAGUAA
Molecule: messenger RNA, 2485 nt
Organism: Phytophthora nicotianae INRA-310
Lineage: Eukaryota; Oomycota; Peronosporomycetes; Peronosporales; Peronosporaceae
Exons: 1
Coding region: 158-2485 (775 amino acids)
Biological process (GO): glucan catabolic process
Molecular function (GO): beta-glucosidase activity
Source: RefSeq, a predicted model, not a curated record